Messenger RNA from Triplophysa dalaica, 4036 nucleotides. It is a transcript of the gene phf12b, whose product is annotated as PHD finger protein 12b. Gene Ontology annotation, biological process: negative regulation of transcription by RNA polymerase II. The record is from RefSeq and is a predicted model, not a curated record. The transcript is spliced from 15 exons. The coding region runs from base 622 to 3453 and encodes 943 amino acids. Lineage: Eukaryota; Metazoa; Chordata; Actinopteri; Cypriniformes; Nemacheilidae. Gene Ontology annotation, molecular function: protein binding; transcription corepressor activity. Gene Ontology annotation, cellular component: nucleus; Sin3-type complex.
GAGUCGAGAGGAGGGUAACGCCAGCCAGUUAGCAUAGCUUCUAGCAAUGGCUUUUCAUAACAACACUUUUGCUCCGCGCUGCUGUCAUCUGGACACAACCCACGAGUCUUCUCGCACAUGAGGAACUAACAGCCUACGAGCGAACCAGCGUACACUUACAUUGCGACGCAUCGCGCUUCGUGAGCCGCUAUGCGAUGGGGACAGACAGCUGUGGAUUUUUACACGCAUCUUUGCAGGCGGCUACUGCUGAAGCAGAGGAUGCUACUAGGCUAGCUAGCUAAGGCCUUUGCAUUCAACGGAAACGCUUUAAUACUGCACCAGACAGCAACCUGGAUUCAAAAUAGAAGCGAUAUUUGCACUUAAACCGGAGCUUUGAGCGAUACACCAGCUCCUGCGGUAAAUCAGUUCUCCAGCUAACGUUGCCCGUGCGCUUUUGUUUGUUGAUACUGAUAGCCGCUGGCUAGAUUAAGACCGAACAGCCGACCCCACCACUGCCUUCACUUGUUAGACUUUAGUUUAUUUUUUAACACGACACAAAGGCAUCAAACACACCGAGUCGGAACGGAGAAAUUCGUGCACUGUUGACGGGUCGCGUGUUGAUGCUGCACGUUAGCGGCGUGAAUGUGGGACAAAAUGGAGACCCCAAAGAUUCUGUACGAUUUGGACACGUCUGGGGGCCUAAUGGAGCAAAUUCAACAGCUCCUCGCUCCUCCGCGCUCUGAGGAUGGAGAGAAAAGACGGAAAGCGGAGAGGGAGACCCGGAGAGGAGGUCGAGCCACAAACCACGACACCUGCGAUAGCUGUCGCGAAGGAGGAGAUCUCCUUUGCUGCGAUCACUGUCCGGCUGCUUUUCAUCUGCAGUGCUGCGAUCCGCCAUUGAGCAGAGAAAUGCUGCCCCCUGGUGAAUGGAUGUGUCAUCGCUGCAGUGUCCGCAAGAAGAAGCGUGAGCAGAAGGCGGAGCAAGUGAAUGGGACGUUAGAGCGGCAACUCUCCAAACGCUCCUCCUCCCCUGCACCAGAGUUGGAGCUGGGCACGCUGCGUCUGGAUGGCCUUCCUUCUGCCACGUCAGGAGGUCUGAGGCUGGCAGUUGCGCAGGUUCGUCUUCUGGAACGCCGCGCGAGCAGCCGUCCAGGAACACCCACCUCAAACGCCUCCACCGACACGCCCACGCCAUCAGAACACAAUGAUGUGGAUGAGGACCUAAUGGAUGUCGAAGAGGAGGUGCAGGGCUCCGAGCCCGAGAGCGCCACGCCUCACCUGAAGAAACCUUUCCAGCUUUUGAUUGCUGCGGCCAUGGAGAGAAAUCCCACGCAGUUCCAACUUCCCAGCGAACUCACCUGUACCACUUCACUGCCAGGCAGCAGUAAGCGCAGGAGGAAGGAGGAGGCGAUAGGCAAGAAUGUCAAGAGGCCACAACACGAACUGGAUCCCAGUGGGCUGGUCCCUCUGCCAGUUAAAGUGUGCUUCACCUGUGGCAAGAGCUGUAGGGUAGCCCCUCUGAUCCAGUGUGAUUACUGCAUGCUCCUGUUCCACAUGGACUGCCUGGACCCCCCUCUCACUGCCAUGCCCACUGGUAGAUGGAUGUGUCCCAACCACGUAGAACACAUGGUGCUAAACCAAAAGAACAUGACCCUCAGCACUCGUUGCCAGCUUUUUGAUCAAUUUCAAGACCGACUAUCCCAACACGCUGUAAAAGUGGACUUCCUGCGGUGGGUUCACCGGCAAAACCAUCCCAACCGCAGAGGUGCUCGCCAUGUCAAGAAGAAGAAGCUGAAGGUCCCCAAUGCCAUUAAAAGUCACUAUCAAAACCCCCCUAUGCUGAUGGACCAAGUAAGCCUUCGAAAUGGAGAGCUGCUCCCAAAUGGCUUCAUGGUGCAAGGACAGUGUUCACCUACCCAGCAAUUAACUAGUCAAGAAGAACAAGAGGAGUGGCUCCGUCAUGUCAUUGCACUUCAGUGCAGUAUUGUCAAACAUUUGUCUGCUAAGCAGAUAUCGCCGUCAUCAUCCCUCCGGGACUCGGAGCAAAUAGAUACAGUGGAUGUAAAGACACAGGAGUGUAUGGAGACACAGGAGCUCAGCUCUCAGAAUGCUGCACUACCCGCUAGCAGCCUCCAGCCCAGCGGAACACAGGAUGGCCCCCAAGGGGCCCCUUUGCUGCCCUCUCAGACACCUGAAAGCUGUCGCGGUGAUGCUGGCGGUCCUGUGGAAAAGGCUCUUGGAGUGAAUGGGCCAGUGGUGUGUGAGGAUAAAUCCUGCAUGACGCUUGAAACCAAAACACAACACGAGCCUAAGGAUCCCUCUAGAUUACAAACUCUAACGCUGUCAAAAACAGCCCUGCCCAACCACGUAGACAUUAAAACUGAGAGUAAUAGUCCAAAUAGCUCCUGUAUGCAGAAAGAUACAACCGCCAGCCUCGCUUCAGAUUUAAACAGGCUUCAUCAUGAAUCGGCUACAGGGAAUUCUUCAGGGCCAAACAGUAGCUUGACAUCUCAAACUAAAGAAAUCAAAGUGAGCCCCGAUGGGAUGUCUGCUGGAAAAGGCUCAGCGCAGCCCACUUCUAUAGGCAGCUUAUAUAACUACAUCAAGAAUGUGGUUCAAGGGGAUGGAGAAGUGGAGAUGAAUAAGCUGGAUGGGGAAUUGAUCAGACUCCUUGCCUGGCAGAGGAUCCAGCAGCUCUAUUCCCCCAAAUCGCUUCAUCCUACCAGUAAAUGUGGGAUCCCUCCUUCCGUCACCGUCGCUCUGUCCAAACCCUCCUCUCACACAGACAUACAGAAAAGGGAAGUGCAAGCUCGAGCAGUACUGUGUCCUUUAACAGGGAAGGGGGCAGCUGUCAACAUGUGCUAUAGAACUCUUUACAUAGGAACAGGUGCUGAAAUGGAUGUGUGCCUUACAAACUAUGGUCAUUGCAAUUAUGUUUCUGGGAAACAUGCCUGCAUCUUUUAUGAUGAAAACACAAAGCAUUAUGAGCUUCUCAACUACAGCGAGCACGGGACGACCGUGGAUAACGUGCUGUACUCGUGCGACUUCUCCAACAAACCGAACGUCUCUUCACCCAGCAUGGUUGCGUCCAAAAUACGAAACAGCAUUAAAGGAAAUAGGUCAAGGAAGCCACUGGGGGAGGUGUGCACCGAAGUGGUGAAGGUGAUACCUGCAGGCGGUACGAUGAGCUGCCAGGCUCAAGGAGGUCUCAAGUCUCCCUGUAACUGCAAAGCCAGCAGCUCCAGUCUGAUAGGGGGCAGCGGAGCGGGAUGGGAGGGAACAGCGUUGCUCCACCACAGCAGCUGCAUCAAAGUGGGCUGCAUGCAGUUUCUGUUCACCAUCACAGAAUUUGCUAGCAACCCGCCAAAAAAGGAAGAGACGGUCACCGCUAUCCAAGGAGGGACAGUAGUGGUUGACACACAGACAACGAAACUCCACCAAAUGCCAGUGCUGCAGUCCAAGUCUUUAUCAUAACCCCUCUUUUGCUUCUUAAAACCAAUGGACAAUAAAGUUGAACUGGAGGGGAAAGAACUUUAAGUUGGUACUGAGGUAUUUUGGUGUCCUGGUGUUACGGACAGUGUUUGCACAUUCACAUUUCUACCAUUUUUUUAUGCAAUGACUGAGGAGCAGAUGUUUGAACUUGGGAACUCAACGGCACUGCACUCCGUAAACUUUUGUGUUCGUACAAGUUUUUAUGUACUCUUUUGAACAGUGUAUUUACUCAGAAUAUUUUAUUUUGUUAUAAGAAUGUAUUGUUGUUUUUUCUGCAGUUUUUGCACCUUAGGCAACUAUAUGCAGAGAUGCAUACACGUACAAAUACCUUUGUAGGAUUUACUAACCGGAUCAUCGAUCGUUCUAGUUUUCUUCUGAAACCCUCCGUUUCUCUGUAGUCAUAGAGCCCCCGUGACCUUAGUUGUGAAGUUCAUUGUAUAAAGACAGCUGUCCAACUCUAAAAAUUCGGGUCAUGUACACGAGACUGAAGUUCUAUUGAGUCAGCAAGAUAAAGUCUGACAUGUAUGUCAUUACAUUGUAAAUAUAUAAAGAUUUUUAAAUAAGA